GUGCGGGAAGAUGAUGGAAGAGAGCGGGAUCGAGAACACUCCCCCCACCACCCCCACGCCCCCCCCGAGCGUGGCUGCGUCCGUCACCCCCCCGCCCCUCUCCAUAGGCCUGACGAGUCCGCUCUCCCACCCCAGCACCACGGGAAUCUCACCCUUCAACCCGGGGGUGUUCUCCUCGCCCGCCCCCGCCCCCCCGCCGGCUUCCGCCCCCCCGAUUCGCUCCUCCGCCCCCCCUCUCCCCACCCCCCAUGUCCGUAGCCCCUCCCCCCUCCUCCAGCCCCAUGGGGGGGCUUCCCCCCUGCCCCCCCCCCUCAGCACCUCCACCGCCCCCCCUCCCCCGCCCGUCAUGUCGGCCCCCCCCACGGGCCCGCCCACCUCCGGCUUCACCAUGGCGAGCUAUGACAUCACGCGCGGGCACGCCGGGCGUGCCCCACAGACCCCCCUGAUGCCCAGCUUCUCCAGCGCCCCCCCGGUGCCAGGGGUGGUGCCGAACCCCAUGGUGCAGCAGCCCGUGAUGUCGGGGGGGCUGGGGGUCGGGACGGGGUCCCCCAUCACCUUCCCUGAGGAGCGUGAGGAUCCCCCCGUCGCCAUGGCAACCAACAGCGGGGGACUGUGGGGCUUCUUUAAGGGCGUGGCUGGGAACCCCAUGGUGAAGACGGUUCUGGAUAAGACCAAGCACUCCGUAGAGUCCAUGAUCACCACCCUGGACCCCGGCAUGGCCCCCUACAUCAAGUCCGGGGGGGAUCUGGACAUCGUUGUCACGUCGGAUAAGGAGGUGAAGGUGGCGGCCGUCCGCGACGCCUUCCAGGAAGUGUUCGGCCUCGCCAUGGUAACGGGAGAGGCGGGGCAGUCCAACAUCGCCCCCCAGCCCGUGGGCUACGCCGCUGGACUAAAGGGGGCUCAGGAGCGGAUCGACAGCCUGCGGCGGACCGGAGUGAUCCACGAGAAACAGCCCGCGGUCUCUGUGGAGAGCUGCAUCACCGAGCUCCUGCCCGACAAGUGGUUUGACGUGGGCUGUUUGAUCCUGGAGGAUCCUGGGAAUGGGAUCCGCAUCGAGACGUUCACUCAGGCCACGCCCAUCGCCCUGGAGCACGUGCAGCAGGCUCAGAACCUGACCCCCCCGGACUACAGCCUGCGCUGGUCGGGCCUGCAGGUGACGGUGGGGGAGGUUCUGGAGCGGAGCUUCCCCCAGGUGAGCCGCACCGACUGGCACCUGGCCUUCACCGGGAUGUCCCGACGGCAGAUGAUCUUCAGCGCCGCCAAAGCCCUGGCCGGGGCGUACAGACAGCAGCUUCCCCCCAGGACUGUCUGAGUGAGGGGGGCGGGGGAGGGCGCAUCUUCUUUAAAACAAAAAACAAAAAAACAAAGAUUGGGCUUGGGGUCAAAGGUCACGGCUGUUGUGAGAGUAGCAAGUGGAACCGUCCAAUCAGACGCUGCCCACCCUGAGCUCAGUGGGCAAGCCAUGUGUACAUUAAUAUUUUAGCCUUUUUCUUGUUUUUGUUUUUUUUUUGGCAUUUUUGUUACAUUUUUUAGGAGGUAAAUGAGUUGUCUGGAAUGUAAAAUAUUC
Molecule: messenger RNA, 1567 nt
Organism: Conger conger (European conger)
Lineage: Eukaryota; Metazoa; Chordata; Actinopteri; Anguilliformes; Congridae
Gene: prrc1
Product: proline-rich coiled-coil 1
Biological process (GO): activation of protein kinase A activity
Cellular component (GO): cytoplasm
Molecular function (GO): protein kinase A regulatory subunit binding
Source: RefSeq, a predicted model, not a curated record